This is a messenger RNA of Lepus europaeus (European hare), 379 nucleotides long. RefSeq names its product cytochrome c oxidase subunit 7A2, mitochondrial. The record is from RefSeq and is a predicted model, not a curated record. Bases 58 to 273 code for a protein of 71 amino acids. The transcript has a single exon. Lineage: Eukaryota; Metazoa; Chordata; Mammalia; Lagomorpha; Leporidae. Gene Ontology annotation, biological process: mitochondrial electron transport, cytochrome c to oxygen; mitochondrial respirasome assembly; regulation of oxidative phosphorylation.
CUUUUUUCCGUUCCUGGCUUUCGGUUGUCGCGGUUGGUGGACAGUAACGGAGCCAAGAUGCUGCGAAAUCUGCUGGCUCUUCGUCAGAUUGCCCAGAGAACCAUAAGCACUGCUUCACGCAGGCAUUUUGAAAAUAAAGUUCCAGAGGAACAAAAGCUAUUUCAGGAGGAUAAUGGAAUUCCAGUGCAUCUAAAAGGUGGGGUAGCUGAUGCUCUCCUGUAUAGAGCCACCAUGAUUCUUACAGUUGGUGGAACAGCGUAUGCCAUAUAUUAGCUGGCCAUGGCUUCAUUUGCCAAGAAGCAGGAUUGACCUGAGUCAUACCAAUAAUUACUUGGUUCAGUUCCAUUCAGCUCUCUAUGAAUCAGUAGCUUGAUAAAUA